Messenger RNA from Gekko japonicus, 2430 nucleotides. It is a transcript of the gene ALDH9A1, whose product is annotated as aldehyde dehydrogenase 9 family member A1. Gene Ontology annotation, molecular function: 4-trimethylammoniobutyraldehyde dehydrogenase (NAD+) activity; aminobutyraldehyde dehydrogenase (NAD+) activity. The record is from RefSeq and is a predicted model, not a curated record. Bases 154 to 1704 code for a protein of 516 amino acids. Lineage: Eukaryota; Metazoa; Chordata; Lepidosauria; Squamata; Gekkonidae. The transcript is spliced from 12 exons.
GGCAGCCGGCGUGGCCGGGGGGCGUUCCUUGACCCCCCUUCUAACGGGCGUCGGGUAAAGGUGGCGUCGAGGCAGAGGCGAAGAGAAAGCGGCCGAAUUAGCCCAUCCCGAGUGCGGUGACGAGCCUCCUUGGUCCUGCCUGUCGGUCCUCGAAUGCUUCCAGGUUCCAAGUCGCUGCUACCUGGCUUACCUCGUCUAUUCGGUUUUGCUGCAAUGAGCUCCGUGACUGGCACGUACGAGUUGCAGGAACCCCUCAACUACCGAGGUGGAACCCGUGUCCAGCCUGCGGAUGGGAACCACUUCGAAGAAGUGUAUGAGCCAGCAACAGGCCGUGUCAUUGGCAAGUUUCUCUGCUCUGGUGAGAAGGAGGUGAAUCUAGCUGUGCAGAGCGCACAGGCCGCAUUUAAAAUAUGGAGUCAGAAGUCAGGCAUGGAACGGAGCACGAUAUUGUUGGAGGCUGCCAGGAUCAUCCGGGAACGGAGGGAAGAAAUCGCUAAAAUGGAAACCAUCAAUAAUGGGAAGUCGCUCUUGGAAGCCUUGGCGGAUAUUGACGUAUCGUGGCAAUGUGUGCAGUAUUAUGCUGGCUUAGCGGGCUCCCUGGCGGGUCAGCACAUCCAGCUCCCUGGAGGAUCCUUUGCUUACACCAGAAGAGAACCUCUUGGGGUGUGUGUUGGAAUUGGGGCCUGGAACUACCCUUUCCAGAUUGCCUGUUGGAAAUCAGCCCCGGCGUUGGCCUGUGGUAACGCCAUGAUCUUCAAGCCGUCUCCCUUCACCCCCAUCUCUGUUGUGCUGCUGGCCGAGAUUUACAGCGAAGCCGGCGUCCCGAAGGGGCUUUUCAACGUGACGCAAGGUGGGGCUGCCACGGGCCAGUUCCUGUGCCAUCACCCAAAUGUGGCCAAAGUUUCUUUCACCGGCAGUGUGCCCACAGGCAUCAAGAUCAUGGAGAUGGCAGCCAAAGGGAUCAAGCCAGUUACUCUGGAGUUGGGAGGCAAGUCCCCUCUCAUCAUCUUCUCGGAUUGCGUCCUGGAGAAUGCCGUGAAGGGCGCCCUCAUGGCCAAUUUCCUCACCCAAGGCGAGGUCUGCUGCAACGGCACCCGGGUGUUUGUGCAACGCGAGAUCCUUUCGGCCUUCACCAAGGCAGUCGUGCAACAGACCCAGAACAUCAAAAUCGGAGACCCCCUGCUGGAAGACACGCGGAUGGGGCCGCUCAUCAACCGCCCCCACCUGGAGAAGGUGCUGAGCUUUAUCAAGCAAGCAAAGGAGCAGGGUGCGGAGGUGCUGUGCGGAGGGGAGCCGUAUGUACCGGAUGACCCCAAGCUGCAAAAUGGCUUUUACAUGUCUCCCUGCAUCCUAGGAAACUGCGAGGACAACAUGACCUGUGUCAAGGAGGAGAUUUUUGGGCCCGUCAUGUCCAUUCUGCCCUUUGAUUCGGAGGAGGAGGCCCUGGAGAGAGCCAACAGCACCCGUUUUGGCCUGGCGGGGGGCGUCUUUACCAGGGACAUCCAGCGGGCUCACAGGGUCGUGGCGGGUCUGCAGGCCGGGAUGUGUUUCAUCAACAACUACAACAUCAGCCCCGUGGAGCUGCCUUUUGGAGGCUACAAGAUGUCAGGGUUUGGCCGAGAGAACGGCGAAGCAGCGAUCGGGUAUUACUCCCAGCUGAAGACUGUCUGCGUGGAGAUGGGCGAUGUGGAAUCCGUGUUCUGAAUUCCCUGGUUCAGCCGGCAGUCUCCCGCGAGCAGGCAGCAGAAGUACUCAGGGCCACGGCAGGGUCCUUGCGUUUCCGCCUCCCUACUCCUUUGAGUUCCUUUCGUUUUCUUCUGCUCUUUUAUCUUGUAGCGAAGAAAAACCAGCUAGCCAGGUGCAAGGCCUUCAGCUGCCUGAUCCCACAGGUCUUCCGUUGUGCUUCCCCCACACACACACACACACCGCUGCCUUAGUUCUCCGCUCUUGGGAGCAGAAGGGGAAAGUAUUAGCAGUGUCCCCCUUCCCUGAAGUUGGGGCUGCACAUCUUCCUGCCGAUCCUCCAUUCACCCCUUCCUCCUCCUGCAGUAGUUGAUGUCAGACCCCGAGCAGGAUCGCUGCCUUUUCUAUGCAAGCACUUUUGUACUCUGUUUUCUGAACAAAUAAAGGAGCUGGCCUUGAGUGGGUGUGUGGAUAAAUGUCACCAGCAUGAAGCUGCCCAUUCUAAGAACACGAGAGCGGCCUUGCUGCAUCAGAUCAGGGGUCCAUCUAGUCCAUCAUCCUGUUCUAUUCAGCGGCCGACAAACAGGCCACAGAUGCCAAGGCUUUCCCCUGUCGCUGCCUUCUGGCACCGGGAGUCAGAAUUUUAUUGCCUCGGUAACAAAAGGCUUCCUUUAGUCACUAUGUCUAGCAGGCAUGGAUGGUUCUUUCCUCCACGAAUUUGUCCGAGCUCCCUUUUAAGUAAUGAAG